CGGGCCUCUAGGCUUAGGCCGCCCUAGCUCCAGCUAUGUGUGCAGCCCCAGGUGAUCCUGGUGCGCGCGAGCCGGGCGCUCACCGCACCUGGCUGCUUCUCGUCCCCAGGAGCUGUGUGUGGGCUGGCGCCUCCCCGCGUGGGUCAGGCAGAAGCGCCUGCUGCUAUUGUCUGCCCCUGUUUCUGAGGCAGGGCUCCGUGCGGGUUUGUCCUCCCCCGCAAAUUGGCCUAGGGCUACAAUUUCCGAAGGGCCCCGCCUCUGAUUUAAGGUCGUACCCCCUGCGGCCCCUAAAGAAAUGACUUGCUGAUGGUGUGCCGUCAGUUGAAUAUGGAGGAGUCUGUUGCUGAGAUUAUGCACCAACUAGGAGCAGAUGAAAAUGGGAAGAUUUCCUUUCGGGAUUUUACUCGGUGCCGCAUGCAGCUUGUGCGAGAAAUCAGGAAAGAGGAAGUGGAACUUUCCGUGAAAUCAGAUGACUCUUGUAAAAAGAAGUUGUUAAGGGACAGAAUAGCCUCCUGGCCAACGAGCAGUGAUAACAGUUUGGGUGCCUUAUCAGGUGCUAGAGAAAGCUGGGAAUAUGAUUCUGGUGCAAGAGACCUUCAGAGUCCUGACCUGCAGAGCCAUUCUACCCUACAGAAGCUCUUGGAGUAUGGAGGCAGCAGUAUGAGUCGUCAAUCUGCUCUGCAGAAACUGCUAACACAGGCCUCCAAUCUUAGCAACUCAGUUGGAGGAAGCUAUUUAGAGCUUGCCAACACUGUUCCCAGCCUUGGCAAGACAAGUCUUGUAAUUUUGCUGGAGCCAAGACAGCUCCAUUUAGCAGCCCUGGCAUCACUAAAGGGAGAUAUAGUGGAGCUUAAUAAACGUCUGCAGCAAACAGAAAGGGAGCGGGACCUGCUGGAAAAAAAAUUGGCAAAGGCGCAGUGUGAACAGUCUCAUCUAAUGAGAGAGCAUGAAGAUGUACAGGAGCGAACAACACUACGCUAUGAAGAACGAAUCACAGAGCUUCACAGCAUUAUCGCUGAAUUAAAUAAGAAGAUUGACCGACUACAAGGAACAACAAUAAGGGAGGAAGAUGAAUAUUCUGAACUACGAUCAGAGCUCAGCCAGAGCCAGCAUGAGGCUAACGAAGAUUCACGCAGCAUGGACCAGGAUCAGACUUCUGUUUCAGUACCAGAGAACCAGUCCACUAUGGUCACUGCUGACAUGGAUAACUGCAGUGAUUUGAACUCCGAACUGCAGAGAGUGCUGACAGGGCUGGAGAAUGUAGUCUGCGGGAGGAAGAAGAGCAGUUGCAGUUUGUCUGUAGCAGAAGUGGACAGACACAUUGAACAACUCACCACUGCCAGCGAACAUUGUGAUCUAGCUAUUAAGACAGUGGAGGAGAUUGAGGGUGUGCUGGGACGGGAUCUGUAUCCAAACCUGUCUGAAGAGAGAUCUCGGUGGGAAAAAGAGCUGGCUGGUCUGAGGGAAGAAAAUGAGAGCCUCACUGCUAUGCUGUGCAGCAAAGAAGAGGAGCUGAACAGAACCAAGGCCACCAUGAACGCUAUCCGGGAAGAAAGGGACAGAUUACGCAGAAGGGUUCGGGAACUGCAAACACGUUUACAGAGCAUCCAGGCAACAGGCCCAUCCAGUCCAGGUCGUCUCACUUCCGCAAAUCGACCCGUGAACCCCAGUACUGGAGAGCUGAGCACAAGCAGUAGCAGCAAUGACAUUCCCAUUGCCAAGAUUGCUGAACGAGUGAAGCUCUCAAAGACAAGGUCAGAGUCUUCAUCGUCUGACCGACCUGUCCUAGGAUCAGAAAUCAGCAGCAUAGGGGUGUCUAGCAGUGUGGCUGAGCAUUUAGCCCAUUCUCUCCAAGACUGCUCCAACAUCCAGGAAAUCUUUCAGACACUCUAUUCACAUGGAUCUGCUAUCUCUGAAAGCAAAAUCCGAGAGUUUGAAGUGGAAACAGAGAGGUUAAAUAGCCGUAUUGAGCACUUAAAAUCCCAGAAUGACUUGUUGACAAUAACGCUGGAGGAGUGCAAGAGCAAUGCUGAGAGGAUGAGCAUGCUGGUUGGGAAAUAUGAGUCCAAUGCCACGGCACUCAGACUUGCACUGCAGUACAGUGAACAGUGCAUAGAAGCAUACGAGCUGCUGCUGGCUUUGGCAGAAAGUGAACAGAGUCUCAUUCUUGGUCAAUUUAGAGCUGCAGGCAUUGGGUCUGUUGGGGACCAAACAGGUGAUGAGAACAUUACCCAAAUGCUCAAGAGAGCUCACGACUGCAGGAAGACAGCUGAGAAUGCAGCAAAAGCCCUGCUGAUGAAGUUAGACGGCAGCUGCGGGGGAGCCUAUGCGAUCACUGGCUGUAGCGUACAGCCCUGGGAGAGCCUGUCAUCCAACAGCCACACCAGCACUACCAGCUCAACUGCAAGUAGCUGUGAUACGGAGUUCACAAAGGAGGAUGAGCAGAGGUUGAAGGAUUACAUCCAGCAGCUGAAGAAUGACAGGGCAGCAGUCAAGCUGACCAUGUUGGAGCUGGAGAGCAUCCAUAUCGAUCCCCUUAGUUAUGAUGUCAAACCUCGUGGAGACAGCCAGAGGCUAGAUCUGGAAAAUGCAGUACUGAUGCAGGAACUCAUGGCAAUGAAGGAGGAGAUGGCAGAGCUUAAGGCACAACUGUACCUGCUAGAGAAAGAGAAGAAAGCACUGGAGUUGAAACUCAGCACUCGAGAGGCUCAAGAGCAGGCCUAUCUAGUUCACAUUGAGCACCUGAAGUCUGAAGUAGAAGAGCAAAAAGAACAGAAAAUAAGAUCUCUCAGCUCCACCAGUAGUGGCAGCAAAGACAAAUUGGGCAAGGAAUGCACAGAUGGGACCACAACACCAUUAACCCUAGCUGAGCUGAGACCAUAUAACGACAGUGAACUGGCUGCAGAACUGACAAAUGCACUCAGACGAGAGAAGAAACUGAAAGGGAGAGUGCAAGAGUUAGUGAGUGCCUUAGAGAGACUCACGAAGAGCAGUGAAAUCAGACAUCAGCAGUCUGCAGAGUUUGUUAAUGACCUGAAAAGGGCAAACAGUAACCUUGUGGCAGCUUAUGAAAAAGCAAAGAAGAAGCAUCAAAACAAACUGAAGAAACUGGAGUCUCAAAUGAUGGCCAUGGUUGAGAGACAUGAGACUCAAGUGAGGAUGCUCAAACAAAGAAUAGCAUUGCUGGAGGAGGAGAACUCAAGACCUCACACCAAUGAAACUUCGCUUUAAAAUAAAUGAUGACAAUUAGUGCCAUUAAAAACCAGUUUUUUUUUCCUUUACUGAUUUUAGGUAGUGAACACUAUUAAGGAUCUGAAACAUAACAGGCAUAGUUCAGUCUUGUGGCUUUGUCAAGUCAAGCCAGGAGGAAUGGGGAGACUAUUUUGGCAAAGGAUUGUUUAUUGAUCACUGCUUGAAACGGACAGUGUCUGAAGGUAAAGUUUCUGGUCAUACCAAGGUUACAUUCACAGUAUAUGUGAUUGUCUAUAUACACACACAUGCAGGAUUAUCGCCCAUCCUCAAAUCCUAAUGGGUGGCAGUCCCUCCACACUUUUUUCAUUUUAAUCUUGAUGCAUUCCCUUGCUUUUAAUUUACUACUAAAACAAUGCCAAAAUAGCCCUUAUUCAGAUGCUUUUGUAUGUUUGUUUGGACACAGACUAAGCCAGUUUGAUAAUCUCCCAGCCCCCAUGUUCUCUUUGUGCUGAAAUCUUGCAGUAAGAUUUGCUGUUACAUCUAUUGUAUGUACAUGUUUGGUGAGGGGAGGUGUGCAAGAUGACAGCCUGGUUUGUACCCUGCACCAAACUUGCAGUUCUCGACACACAAUCCAGCAGGUGUAGGAGGAUAACUCCUGCUAAUUCAGAGGCAUUUUACCCAGGCAGCAUUCCUGAACACAGCAACUAGAAAGCUCUUGCUGCAAGUCUACAAUGCUGUUUUAUUUCUUAUGCCUUUACAGGCUGUAUGUGGCCACAUGCUUUCUAUUUACAGUCUAGGGGCCAAGAUUGGGUAGGAAGUUACAAGGAAGUUUUUGUCCUUCAUGUUAUAUGGUAGUGCUGACAGUCAAUUUAGAAAAAGUUGGAUUUAUUUUUCUAAAAUACAUUAUAGACAAGGUUUUCCUCAAAGCAGCCUCUGUCAGGUGCAGAGUAAUAUUAGACCAGCAUAAUGUUCCAUUCCACCUGUGUGUGACCAAGAGGCAGAAACCCUCUCUGCACUUAUUUAUAUAAAUAAGUUCCUUUUUGGUCAAUAUAUUGUAAGGAAUGUACCUAUUCAAAAUUAAAAUAAAUGCACACGAAUGUGCAUAUACAUAUAGACACACACACAAAAUGAGUGAGCAAAUGGCUGGCUCGCUCUUACAGUGAGUAGAAGUUAUAUGAACACAGCCUACUGCUGGCUGUUGUAAAAUUACAUUUAUAGGCUAUUUUUUAGUAAGUUACUGUUAUACUGUGUGGACUCUGUUCAAGCCAGUCUGUUUCUCAUGUCAUACUAGCUAGCACAUGGUAAGACUGAAUGGGUCUGGUGUUUUUAGUAGAGGCUGAGUGAAUCAGAGAGAUCAGGUUGCCACCUCUAGGAAGCAGGUGUAGUUUCAGGCAUGGCACUCAUCCCAGCUCCCUUGGGCCUUGUUCACAGGACUUUUGUUUUCUCACUGUCUCUGAGAUUGUCUGAGCACUUAAAAUAAAACAACCCACCCUCAUUAGUUUAAUAGUGUAUCAACCUGGAGUCAGUUAACUUUGUUGUUGUUGUUAUUACUACAGUGCUGAUAUGUUAGUAUUGGUCAAGACUGAGGUGCUUUCCUUGGCAAAUAGAUUUUCAAAAGUCUGCUGUCAUUCCCAUCUGUCACACAGGAAUUUGUUGGUUUUUUUUCUGUUUUGUCUUGAGUUUCCUAGACAUGUUUAAAGUGAUGUGAAUUUCUCUCUAAAGGCUUCUUUAGCUUUUAAAGUAUUUCUAAAGAGCUGUGCCUAUGGUUCUCUAUGCUGAGUAACGCUUGCCUAGACUAAGCCUUUGGCCUUCCUAGCUGGUAUCAUGCUUUGCUGCUUCUAGAUGUUAAGCAGGCACAAUGAGGGGAUUUGCUUUCAGGUUUUUAGGGAGCAAGUUAAAAGCAGCCUUAGGUGAGAUAUAAACUUGAAUGGUUCUUAAUGUUGGUUUCCAAUGCUUUCCUUUGGCAACUGCUGUCCUCUUUCCAACUCAGUGAAGGUUGAGUAGCAAAUCUGAGACAACAUAAGCUGCAACUAUGCCAAACCUAGCCUCCUGGCUACACCAGCAUAAAUGAGAGAGACAGCAUUACUUACAAAUGAAGGGCCACCUAGUAGAGCCCUGCUACCUGACUUGCAACCACAGGGACCCAACUACAUGUGUUGGGUCUGGGUCAGGUGGGAAAGCAAGCAGACCCUUAGGGAGUUAGGUUGGGAGUGGCUUUGUGCUCACAGUACACACAGCGCAGCAGCGAGGAGCAGAGUUUAAGAUCAGUGCAUGAAGCCCUCCCUGAACAAACCCCAAGGCAGGAGGACAGCUCGGCAGGGUUGCUGGGUCAAGUCAGAAAACAACUCGAUCCUUUCAGGGUGGAUGUGUGUCAGGCUUAAACAUUAGGCCCAAACCAACCACUACCACCUUUUAGUUUGGGUGGGGCCAAUCCUCUUUACCCACAGAACUGUAUAAUCUCCCACUCUGAACUGCAAAUGAAGAUUUUUGCAAACCCCAUUAUCCAAGCAAUAUUCAUAUUGAUUUUCCAGUGUCUAAGUGCAGCUUUGUCCAUAGAAUUAUUUUGCUAAGCUAGAACUGUCCUUCACUGCAGUGGAAAGCUAACUGUAGUUUGAAGAUAAACAUUUUUUUAACAUUGACCCUGCCAAUAAAUAAAUAAAUAAAUAAAAUUUAUUUAUUUAUUUAUUUUGCCCACAAGUGUCCCCAACUGUGGAAUUUUUUUCCUGUGUUCCAUUUCCCAUGAUGGCUGGCUGAAAAGAGCUUGAAAGGAGGAACCCCUCUUAAACACAGCUUCUUCUGCCUUGUUUUAAAGUAGUUUCUAUAUUUUGGGUCCAGUCACUAAAAUAAGUGUUUUGUCAUGGGACUUUAGUGGAAGUAGAAUCAAAGGAUAUGCCUGUUUAUCAUUGGGAAAACUUUGCUGGUGCUGAAAGAAUGUGUGCAACCCUAUUUAGAAAUGAUAGUGUGAGAGAUGCACUAAGCCAGUUCCCAUAGGUUCAAGGACUCUCAAACCAUCAACUUUGUUACCUGCUUGAGAUCAGCCCUACAUUAGGCAGCAGUGUUCAAAUCCUUAGGGUUAAGUCUAGAUUAAGUGGCUAAAUAGGUCCAAAAAAUUUAGUCCCCUUACUCAGGCAAAGCUUUAGCAGGCGUUUUGGAUAAGUAAAGGCUGCAGCUGCUUGCUUAUACUAAAAUGUCCCAAUCAUUUGCUUAACCCAUUUAAAAUAUGCAGCCAAAGCUUUUGUCUGGAGCAGUUUGGAUUAACUACAUAUCACCAGUUAGCCUCCUUGUUUAUGGUUCAUUAACAAAAUUCUGUGUAAGCUAAAGCAAUCUCCAUGCUGGAAAAACGUAUUGGUGCGGGAGGCAGCCACUGCUAGGGCCUGACACAAGCACUGAGGGCUGAAGUGCUUAGCUGACUUAUUUAUAUAU
Messenger RNA from Gopherus evgoodei (Goodes thornscrub tortoise), 6615 nucleotides. It is a transcript of the gene MCC, whose product is annotated as MCC regulator of WNT signaling pathway. The transcript is spliced from 20 exons. The record is from RefSeq and is a predicted model, not a curated record. Bases 307 to 3231 code for a protein of 974 amino acids. Gene Ontology annotation, cellular component: cytoplasm. Gene Ontology annotation, biological process: negative regulation of canonical Wnt signaling pathway. Gene Ontology annotation, molecular function: calcium ion binding. NCBI's taxonomy places the organism in Eukaryota, Metazoa, Chordata, Testudines, Testudinidae.